Vespula vulgaris is the source of this 4362-nucleotide messenger RNA. It is a transcript of the gene Lcch3, whose product is annotated as gamma-aminobutyric acid receptor subunit beta-like. The coding region runs from base 842 to 2308 and encodes 488 amino acids. Gene Ontology annotation, biological process: monoatomic ion transmembrane transport; chemical synaptic transmission; signal transduction. The record is from RefSeq and is a predicted model, not a curated record. The transcript is spliced from 10 exons. Lineage: Eukaryota; Metazoa; Arthropoda; Insecta; Hymenoptera; Vespidae. Gene Ontology annotation, molecular function: extracellular ligand-gated monoatomic ion channel activity; GABA-A receptor activity; neurotransmitter receptor activity. Gene Ontology annotation, cellular component: neuron projection; membrane; GABA-A receptor complex.
GAGAGAGAGAGAAAGAGAAAAAGAGAGACAGUCGGAGAGAAAGCAAAGAGGGGAGGAAAGUAAAAGGAGAAAGCAAAGGUAGUGGUUCCAUGCCACGAACGGGGAUGCGAGCUGGCAUCCUCGAAAUUCGUGUCGUAACGAGAAAUUUCGUUCUCUCUCCUCGAUGAACCACGAGAGAAAGAGAGAGAAAGAGAGAGAAAGAGAGAGGGAGAGAGAAAGGAAGAAAAGACAGACAGAGAGAGAAAAAUUUUUUCUAAAUAAAAUCAGGCGAUAACUAACUCGUGUUCGUUCGUGAAAAAAAAAAAAAGAGAGAAAGUUAAAGGAUUCUUUCGUUUUUACGAGAAAAAAAAGACGCGAAAGUUCGACCGAUCGAAAAUCUCGAGAAAUUCUCGUCGCUGAUGCUGCGACGGUCCAGAAGGAAGAAACGUCGUUGAGGAUGCUUCCUAUCGGAUUACGGAAUCGCGUGUGUACUCGAAGGACCGUGAUCUUGAAGGUGUACGACAUAACGAUGUUCGCGUUGUGACGAGCCGCUUACGGGAAGUAUCCUUUUUCACGUGGAAAUUCGAUCUUGUCGGUGUAUACCCUGACCGUAACUGCUACUAUUACUUCCACUACUCCUACUACUAUUAUUAUUACUACUACUAUUACUAAUACUGUUGCUGCUGCUGCUGUUGGUGGUGGUGCUGGUAUUGGUGCUUUAUCGUUUCGUUCUUGACACUCGUGAAUUAAAAGCCUGCAGCGGUACCGAGAGUGAAUAUGUCGUGGCACAAAGAUCUCGCCAGGAGAUGACAUUCUUUCCUGUGCUCUAACGUUUCUAGUCGGGUCGUCGACCAUCGGCAGAAUGCUACCGCGUGGACUGCCAUUAAUAUUUCUUCUUGUGCAGUUAUCUCAUCAUAUCGUUUGGGCUGCGUUGGAGAACACAAGAAUGUUCGACAAACUGGAAAAUGUCACGCAGACCAUAUCGAGAAUACUCGACGGCUAUGACAUUCGAUUGAGGCCGAAUUUUGGCGGAGAGCCACUAUUAGUUGGUAUGGAUUUAACUAUAGCGAGUUUCGAUGCCAUUUCGGAAGUCAACAUGGAUUACACUAUAACGAUGUAUUUAAAUCAAUAUUGGAAAGACGAGAGACUCGCCUUUUCGCAAGAGGAGGAAAUCUUGACACUGAGCGGUGAUUUUGCAGAAAAGAUUUGGGUUCCGGAUACUUUCUUUGCCAAUGAUAAGAACAGCUUUUUGCACGACGUAACUGAACGCAACAAACUCGUCAGACUCUCCGGCGACGGUUCUAUCACUUAUGGCAUGAGAUUUACAACGACAUUGGCCUGCAUGAUGGAUCUGCACUACUAUCCUCUCGAUUCGCAGAACUGCACCGUAGAGAUCGAGAGCUACGGUUACACGGUACUCGACGUAGUAAUGUAUUGGAAAGAUACUCCUGUUCGAGGAGUGGAGGAAGCGGAAUUGCCGCAAUUUACGAUAAUCGGUUACGAAACGAACGACCGGAAAGAGAGAUUGGCUACCGGUAUUUAUCAAAGGUUAUCGCUCAGCUUCAAACUCCAACGGAAUAUCGGUUACUUCGUAUUCCAGACCUAUCUUCCGAGUAUACUCAUCGUAAUGCUCAGUUGGGUCAGCUUCUGGAUCAAUCACGAAGCGACCAGCGCGAGAGUGGCCUUGGGUAUCACGACUGUUCUCACAAUGACCACAAUUUCAACCGGUGUGAGAAGCUCCUUGCCACGAAUUAGUUACGUCAAAGCUAUCGACAUAUAUCUGGUAAUGUGUUUCGUUUUCGUUUUUGCUGCGUUACUAGAAUAUGCGGCAGUCAAUUACACAUACUGGGGUGCAAGAGCUAAAAAAAAAAGCAAAAAAAAGGAUAACGAAGAACAGAAAGUUCUUACUUCGAAAACUGGAAGCAAAGCUACCUCACCUUUCCCCGGUUCGACCGAUGCUGAUAUUAUCGAGCUGCAGGAUCUGAGAAUGUCGCCAUUGCCAAGCAUUAGAAAUAGAUCAGGUUUGAUCAGUGGUUCUUCGACACCUGGUCUUGGGAAACAUCAUGAUCCAGUCAAAUUUCCACCUAGUUUUCGUAUCUCAAGAACAGUUGCCUAUAACACACAUGGUAGAAACAGUGGUCUCAGAUACAGAGGCCCGAAACAAAAUAAACCUAAGGUACUACACGCUAUUCGUAGAGGUGCAUCGGUAUUACGCGUGUCCAUGCCAAAAAUCAAAGACGUUAACGUGAUCGACAAAUACUCGAGAAUCAUAUUUCCUGUCAGUUUCAUGCUGUUCAACGCGAUAUACUGGAUCUUUUAUUUUGUAUGAACGAUAUAAAGAAACGCAGGUACAAAAAACAAAUUGAAUCAUCACUAUUUCGUGUGUACAUACAUACAGAGAGAAAGAGAGAGAAGGAGAGAGAUAUGUUUUAUGCGUUUAUAUGGGACAUUGUGAGAGAGACAGAAAUGAGAACUGUCUCGGAUUUAUGAGAGAAGCAAUAUGUUGGGAUCGAUCGAUCCGCUCUUCGUACUGAAACUAAUAACUACUAUGACAGAAACAAAAAAAAAGAAGAGAAAAAGAAAGAAAAAUAAAAAGAUUAAAAAAAAUAUUUUACGAACGUUCGAGUGUCCUCAAUCGAAAGCUGCCAUAAUUACUUAUCGAUUUACGUAAGUGGUGUUAAGGACUUUGAUCGCAAAUGAAUAUUAUUAUAGCUGAAUUCUUAAAUAUGAAAUCAAAUGAUCCUUCGAGAGAGAUAUUACGAAUGAAUGAGGAUACGAUAUUUAAACUGAUUAUUAUUAUAAUUAUAAUAAUAAUGAUUAUAAUAAUAAUUAUCACUAUUAUUAUUAUUAUUAUUAUUAUUAUUAUUAUUAUUAUUAUUAUUAUUAUUAUUAUUAUUAUUAUUAUUAUUAUUAUUAUUAUUAUUAUUAUUAUUAUUAUUGCGAUAAAAAUGAAUUCUUAACUUUAAUCGGAGAAAAUUAUAACAGACGAGAAGAAUAUUCCACUUAAGAUCAAAAGCAAAAGAAAAAAAAAUUGCUUCAAGCGUUAAUCUACGCAUACGCAGAAGUUAUACAAUUCUUUACUGCCAAAUGAAAAUAUCCUCAAGAACGUUCUUACAUAGCAAUAAGAGAGAGAGAGAGAGAGAGAGAGAGAGAGAGAGAGAGAGAGAGAGAGAGAUGUAAUUAUCUUCUAAUAUAAAAAAACAAAUAAUCUCUUCAUUAUCGUUUAAAGACGAUCUUCGAUUGCAUAUAUACAUAUGUAAGUAUAUAUAUCUCUGAAACAUAAAAAAUUGUAUACGAUUAUAUUGUACACUUGCAAUCGAGAAAAAACUUUCAUUAUUUUUUAUUCGGUGGAGACUAACAUCAAUCAUAGCAUCUAGAGAUCUUUUGCAUUUCAUUUUAAUUUUACGAUCACUUAGUCUCUAUGUGUAAGAUAUAAAGAAAAAGAAAGCCAAAAAAACAUAAUAUAUAUGCGUACACACACACACAAACACACACAUAUACACAAACACAUACAAAUUAUUCAUGGAAAGUGAGUAGAAAGUAUUUCACAUAGAUUUUCAGUAAGAAUGUAAAGACGUAAUGUAUGUUAAAUAUACAAGCCGAUCGUAUGAAUGAAAGAAAAAAAAUAAGAAAAGAAAAUAUUAUUUUCAGUAAUUACACGAACGCGCUAAUUGCAUUUGCCUGUUCGAACUUUUAUUACUAAUUUUAAACAAGAUAUAUCAAAACCGAGAAUACAAAAAUGCAAAGAAUUUUCCAUUAUAUGAUUUGCAUUAUAUGCAAAUAUUUCGUUUUUUACAUUAUAUUUCCAUUAUAUGUCAUCAUAAUUAUCACGCGUUAUUAAAUUGUAUAAUCUAACUUGUAUCGUCGCACAUAACUUACAAUUAGAACGAUGAUUAUUACUUAAUUAUCAUUUAAUUAUACAUUGAGUUAAUCUUUUCUUUACGUUUUUUUUUUUUUUGUUCGAAAUAUAUAAUUUUAUUGUAAAGAGAUGUAGAAACAUUACGUAGAUUUAAAUAGUCUCAUGACGUGUAUUUUAUUAAUCUACGUUUCUUGCUUCGCCUUGAUCAAACGAUUCAUCGAUCAAAACGUAAUAGACAUUUAAAUGUAUUUGUACAUUUAAAUGUAUUAAAAUAUACGUUUUAACGUGUGACCAAAAAAAAAGUAAAGAAACACAUGGUCGAUACAUAAAAUCAAAGGGAUAUCGAUCGAUUAAUAUUUCCUUCUAUCGUAACAAAUUCGGGGGACCUCUGAAUUAUAGAUUGUGAAUAAUAUAGUAUAUAAUAUGAUGUAAGAUAUAUACAUAUAAAAAUGGAUAACAAUUGAAGCGGCACAAAUCUCUUAACCUGCAAAUAAAAAGGAUCUUCUGUACGAAAUAUUUUCUUG